UUCACUCAACCGGUUCACACUUUGUUGUCUCUUUAGCGCGGCGGAGUCGUCGGGGAAACGAGUCAGCAGGUCAAUCACUGUCGACGCUACCGGCCUUCCUCGGCGACGUCUGGUUCGAUCUCCGGCGGACAUCGUUCGACUUCAUACCCCUCGUUUUCCGAUCCGAACCCACACUCUAUCCUUUAUCUUGGAGCUCCAACGACCACAAAACCCACAUCUGCGUCCCUGACAUCCACCCCAAUGAAGCCGUCCUUCCUCAACCCCUUGCAGUCUCUCCGCUCCGCCCCUGUCCUUCUCCCUCUUCUCUCGAGGGCGCAGAUGUCUUCUUCCUCGCGGAUCCCUUCGCCUCCUGACAAUGGAGUCGUGUUGGGUUGUGGCGCCGUGUCGGUGGAUUUCCUGGCGACGGUGGCUGCCUUCCCCAAGCCUGAUGACAAGAUCCGCAGCGUCAACCUCAAGGUAGAAGGAGGUGGAAAUACUGGGAAUGCCUUGACCUGUGCUGCACGUUUGGGUUUAAAACCCAGGGUAAUUUCAAAGGUAGCUGAUGACCCUCAAGGGAGGAGUAUGCUUGAGGAGCUUGAAGCAGAUGGAGUAGAUACUUCCUUUAUGGUGGUUGGAAAGGAAGGAAAUUCUCCGUUCACCUAUGUAAUAGUUGACAACCAAACGAAAACUCGUACGUGUAUUCAUACUCCUGGAAAUCCUCCAUUGGUUCCAGAAGAGCUUACGCAUGCUAAUUUAUCAUCUGCAUUGGAUGGUGCAAACCUUGUGUACUUUGAUGGGAGGUUAUGGGAAACUGCUUUAGUUGUUGCCCAAGAGGCAAGUAGAAGGAAAAUUUCAAUGUUAAUUGACGCAGAAAGACCAAGGGAGGGAUUAAAUGAUCUACUUAAUUUGGCAACUUAUGUUGUUUGCUCUGAAAAGUUUCCACAGACGUGGACAAAUGCCCCAUCUACUGCAAGUGCAUUGAUAUCCAUGCUUCUAAGAUUGCCUAAUCUGAAAUUUGUGAUUGUGACCCUUGGAGAGAAGGGUUGUAUAAUGCUUGAAAGAAGUACAAAUGAAGCUUCUGGGCAAGAGGAAGUAGUAGUUGAAAGUUUACUGGAAUCACUAAAGACCAGCAUGGAUGCAAGUUCUCUUCUCCCAAUAUGCAUAUCAUCAAAGUCUAGCUUGAGAAUUAGUGCCAAUGGAAUUGGUGCAGUAAGUGGGAGGUUGCUUCUAGGAAAAGCAGAAGUCAUCCCUCCAUCAGAGCUGGUCGACACCACUGGUGCUGGGGAUGCAUUUAUCGGAGCAGUUCUUUAUGCCAUAUGUGCCGGCAUGUCGCCCGAGAAGAUGAUUCCUUUCGCCUCACAAGUGGCUGCUGCUGGGUGCCGAGCUUUAGGCGCUAGAAGUGGCUUGCCUAAGCGCACAAAUCCUAGAUUAGCUCCAUUUUGGCUGUAAAACUUUAACUACUGAAUUUCACGAGCAAGUUUGGUGUUCAAAACUUGGUAAGAUAUUAUCUAUAUUCAUUUAAUAAUGAUGAACUGUUCAUGAGUCAUGUUCAUAAAUAAAAAUUUUAUCAACGUAAUAAUUAAAUAAA
This is a messenger RNA of Zingiber officinale, 1567 nucleotides long. Its product is annotated as ribokinase-like. Bases 241 to 1428 code for a protein of 395 amino acids. The record is from RefSeq and is a predicted model, not a curated record. The transcript is spliced from 14 exons. Gene Ontology annotation, molecular function: kinase activity. NCBI's taxonomy places the organism in Eukaryota, Viridiplantae, Streptophyta, Magnoliopsida, Zingiberales, Zingiberaceae.